GUUCUUGGUCCCCCUAGCAACCAGGCGUUGCGGCUGCUGCGUGGAGUCAGCGUCCGAACCUGCGACUGGGAAGGAGGCUGGCCCAGAGAUGAACCAGAUAUGUGGGUCGAUAGAGCCCAGAGUGAUGGACGACGACAUGCUGAAGAUGGCAGUGGCCGAGCAGGGGCCCCGAGAGGAGGCCGGGCAGCUGGCCAAGCAGGAGGGCAUCCUCUUCAAGGACGUCCUGUCCCUGCAGCUGGACUUCCAGAACAUCCUCCAGAUAGACAACCUCUGGCAGUUUGAGAACCUGAGGAAGUUGCAGCUGGACAAUAACGUCAUUGAGAGGAUCCAGGGUCUGGAGAAACUCACACACCUGGUCUGGCUGGAUCUGUCCUUCAACAACAUCGAGGCCAUCGAAGGGCUGGACACACUGGUGAACCUGGAAGACCUGAGUCUGUUCAAUAACCGCAUCUCCAAGAUUGACUCCCUGGACGCUCUGGUCAAGUUGCAGGUGCUGUGUCUGGGCAACAACGAGGUGUCCAACAUGAUGAACGUCAUCUACCUACGGCGAUUCAAGAACCUGCGGACGCUCAGUCUCUCUGGGAACCCCAUCUCAGAGGCAGAGGAUUACAAAAUGUUCAUCUGCGCCUACCUCCCCGACCUUGUGUACCUGGACUUCCGGCGUAUCGAUGACCACACAGCUGGGUUCAUCGAACACCUUAAUGGUUCCUUCCUGUUUGACAGCAUGUACUCGGAGGAUGUGGAGGGCAACAAGCUGUCCUAUCUUCCUGGUGUCAGCGAGCUCCUCGGGGCAUAUCCUUUCAAGCUCCUCCUGCCCCUGCUGGCAGAACCCAGGGUACCUGUGCCACCACCGUGCCUCCGGCAAGUCCUGGCCUCUCGGAACCCCAGCCUUCUCCUCUCUCUCAUUUGCUCCAAGUUCCUGGAACUCAGUGUUUGCUCCAAGUUCCUGGAACAUCCAGACAGGUACACAAUCGAGGUUUACUCAGAGUCUCCACACAACUUGAAUGCUAUUCGAGAGGAGUCCGAGAUGCCCGCCAUUGAGAUGAAGAUCGUGGAGUGUGGCGAGAACAUCACGCAGCUCUUCAACGAGCUCAUGUCCCUGGAAAUGCAGCUGGUAGAACAGCUGGAGGAAACGAUAAACAUGUUUGAGAGGAACAUCAUAGACCUGGUGGGACUCUUUAUCGAAAAUGUGCAAGGCCUCAUGGCUCAGUGCCGGGACCUGGAGAACCACCACCACGAGAAGCUCCUGGAGAUUGCCAUCAACACCCUGGAGAAGAUCGUCAAGGGCGAGUUCGAUGAAGACCUGCCUGACGAUGUCCGGGCGCUUUUUGUCGACAAAGACACCAUCGUCAACGCGGUGGGCGCCUCCCAUGACAUCCACCUGCUGAAGAUUGACAACCGGGAGGACGAGCUGGUCACCAGAGUCAACUCGUGGUGCACGCAGCUGGUGGACAAGAUUCACGUCAAUGAAAUCACCAGGAACCGCAGGCGUGUGAAGGAGAUCAACCAGUACAUCGACCACAUGCAGAAUGAGUUGGACAACCUGGAGCUCAGCGAUACGCUCGACUAGGUGUGUGUCAGCCCUCAAGCCCCUGCAGGAGGAGGCAGCUGGACGCUGACGGUGUCUGCACAGGGACUUGCUACAACUCCCCAGCCACCGCCCCGGGCGCGACCCUUCCCCACCCCAGGACAAUCUCCAGAUGCAGAA
This is a messenger RNA of Echinops telfairi (small Madagascar hedgehog), 1708 nucleotides long. It is a transcript of the gene DRC3, whose product is annotated as dynein regulatory complex subunit 3. Bases 89 to 1570 code for a protein of 493 amino acids. The record is from RefSeq and is a predicted model, not a curated record. The transcript is spliced from 12 exons. Gene Ontology annotation, molecular function: protein binding. NCBI's taxonomy places the organism in Eukaryota, Metazoa, Chordata, Mammalia, Afrosoricida, Tenrecidae.